This is a messenger RNA of Verticillium dahliae VdLs.17, 1896 nucleotides long. RefSeq names its product elongation of fatty acids protein. Bases 300 to 1334 code for a protein of 344 amino acids. The transcript has 4 exons. Lineage: Eukaryota; Fungi; Ascomycota; Sordariomycetes; Glomerellales; Plectosphaerellaceae. Gene Ontology annotation, biological process: very long-chain fatty acid biosynthetic process; sphingolipid biosynthetic process; fatty acid elongation, monounsaturated fatty acid. Gene Ontology annotation, cellular component: endoplasmic reticulum membrane. Gene Ontology annotation, molecular function: fatty acid elongase activity. The record is from RefSeq and is a predicted model, not a curated record.
AUCCCACUUAACCUUCUUCCCUUUCACUCCCUUCCUCCCUCUCCCCCCCCCCUUUUCCUCUCCGUAUCGACUCCGUCCUUUGGGCUCGUUGCGGACACACUUUGUCUCUUCCUUCUCGUCACUCCUUAGGGUUCGCCUUGUUCUUUCCCGCGCCUACGCCUCUGGCCUUUGCGCAAUCCCGCAUACUUUCCGUCUGGUCGUGGACAUAAUACGCGUCUCGUCGCGCUCCAUCCCGACAACUCACAAGACCACAUAUACCAACCUCGGCCACUCGCGCCCCCGUUCCUCCAUCCCUCACAAUGGCGUCUGUUACUCCCACCACCUUUUACGAGCAGCUCCCGCUCCCCACCAUCGACCGUCCCUUCGGCAUCGAGCUGUGGCCCAUCUUCGACAAGGCAUGGACCGCCGUCGUAGGUUAUCCCACCAGCGAGUUCCGCUUCAAGCAGGGUGACACUCCCAUGUCCACCCUCAAGGAGACCCUCAUCUUCAUCGUCAUCUACUACACCAUCAUCUUCGGUGGCCGUGAGUGGAUGCGCAACCGCGAGCCUUUCAAGCUCAAGACGCUCUUCCUGAUCCACAACUUUUAUCUUACCGCCAUCUCCGGCAUACUUCUGGUCCUCUUCGUCGAGCAGCUCCUGCCCACCGUCGUUCGCGGCGGCGUCUUCCACGCCAUUUGCGACAAGGAAGGUGGCUGGACUCAGCCUCUCGUUGUUCUCUACUACUUGAACUACCUGACCAAGUAUCUCGAGCUCCUCGACACAUGCUUCCUUUUCCUCAAGAAGAAGCCCCUGACCUUCCUCCACUGCUACCACCACGGCGCGACCGCCUUCCUGUGCUACACCCAGCUCAUCGGCUCUACCGCCGUCUCUUGGGUCCCCAUCACCCUGAACCUGACCGUCCACGUCGUCAUGUACUGGUACUACUUCCAGAGCGCCCGUGGCGUCCGUAUCUGGUGGAAGGAGUGGGUCACUCGUCUCCAGAUCAUCCAGUUCAUCAUUGAUCUCGGCUUCGUCUACUUCGCCUCGUACACCUACUUCACCUCGACCUACUUCCCCUGGAUGCCCAACGCCGGCAACUGCGCCGGAGAGGAGUUCGCUGCCUUUGCUGGUAUCGGAACUCUCAGCUCCUACCUCGUGCUCUUCAUCUCCUUCUACGCCGCCACCUACAAGAAGGACGGCAAGAAGACCACCACCCGCAAGUCCCUGCGUCGCAUGUCCCAGGCGCCCCUUCCCGACCCUCACAACAUUGGCUCGCCCAGCAAGGUCGUCAACGGCUCUGCCUCGACCACUGGCGCCAAGGCCAGCGGUGGCACUCCCCGCUCGCGCAAGGCUUAAGCGUAUUGCUUCGAGAUUCCGGUGCUAUGCCUCGAUUUCGGCGUAUGUGAUCAUGGGGAGGUGCAGCGCCAUGUGACGACAGCCCUGGGACUGGGUCAUGGACUCGGAUCUCCAAUUGGGAAUUGGUCCAGCCCGCAAACUCUUUCUGAACAGUUGCGAGCUGUCAAACACGACCGACCAACUCAAUUCAAUGGCCUGGAACAAAACAGUUUAUGGAGAGGGGGUGGGCGGCCGUUUGGCUCAUGUCGAGCGUGUACGGUCCUGAUGACGACGCGGGCAGCUGACGACCUUUGUAUAUGUUUGUGUACCUUAGGCGAACAGGACGGCAAGGAGGGGGGGUCUUUGGGUUGGCAGGCAGGCAAGAUUACACGUCACGAAGAGGCCGUAGAAGAAGGGGGAGAUCCCUGGAGCAGAGCAGCAAGCCUGGGCUUUUUUUUGGGAGGCCUGCGCCCUGCAUGGGAACCCCCCUUUUUGGUAAAGCCUUUGUAAUAACUUUUGUCUUUGUCUUAUUGUGGUAGAAGUUGUAGCGGGUGACGCCGUGAAUGAUAGUAAUCCAUUUUUC